ACCGGAGCUCGGCUCCUCGCAGUCGCGCACCACACGCCGCUCUCGGCGCGCGUUCCGUUGCAUCACUGCACUCCGACACGAGCACGUCCACCACCGGAACACUACUCCCUUAUUAUAUCAUUUCACCGAUACGGACGACACUGGCCCCGGAGCGUAUAACCACCUGUAAUCGGGAAAUAAAGGUGCGUGCCACAAAUGAUUGUCGCUAAUUAAGCUGAUCGGCAGCAGGCACCCAAAUAAUUGGCGUGGAGGAAGCGCACGAAGCGCAGCCCGCGACGGGCGCCCCUUCAAUUAGUGGCACCUGUCGGACACGCGCCGCGCAUUCAUUCGCACUCGCAUAAAUGCACCCGCAAAAAAUUCCAAAAUAAACUGGAACCGAUGCACCUGCGGCAAUCAGCGGCCGACGCGGACCAGAACAAGUGUGUGAGCUGGGUACACGAGCAACUACAGCCGGGAUCGAGAGCCUCCAAGCUUCUGGAGAUAUGAUCAUGCUAUUCAAAGGCAACAGCAGUCGUCUGGAGCAUCUUAUUGAGAAGAUCCAGGCGAAUAAAGAAAAUCACGACGUCACAUCAGAGGAUUUAAAAGAGGCGCUGGGCAGCGUGGGCAGCACGGCGGGCAGCUCUUGGCCGUCGUCGACGCCGGAGCCCUCGCCCUCGCCCGCCUCCACGCCCACCUCGGCCGACGCCGCCGACGCCGAGGCCGAGCCACCCUUCACGCUCGGCGCCACCGAGCACACCCCCUACCAGUGCCAGUUCUGCGACAAGGCCUUCCCGAGGCUCUCUUAUCUUAAAAAACAUGAACAGACCCAUUCGGAUCAGAUGCCAUUCAGGUGCGAGUUCUGCUCACGACUGUUCAAGCACAAACGUUCUCGAGAUCGCCACGUCAAACUGCACACGGGGGACCGCAAGUACCGCUGUGCACACUGCGAGUCUGCUUUCUCCAGAAGCGACCAUUUAAAAAUCCACAUGAAGACGCAUGACAAUCAGAAGCCGUUCCAGUGUACGGUUUGCAACCGCGGGUACAACACGGCGGCUGCUCUGACGUCACACAUGCAGGGUCAUAAACGAGACCGGGAGGGCCGCGAGCCCGACCGACGCAGAGCCCUGCGCUGUCUGCGCUGCGGGGACGCGUUCCGACGACCUGACCUGCUGCAGGCACACAUGGUGAGCGCGCACGGUGUUGACACUGCAGCAAUGACUCCCCCACGACGCGUUGCUUCACAACCACCACCCACACUUCUCGCCUGCAUCUACUGCACUCGCGAUACUUUCACCAGUAUGGAACAACUACAAUUACACGUCCGCGCAGCUCACUCGGCUCUACUGAACGGAGAAGGACCGGUACAAAUUGAUCAGCCAGCUCCCACGGACCUCAGUCGACGAGCACCCGACGAAGUGCCUCCUGUCAAACGUCCUCGCUCCGGAUCUGGCACACCACAAACAACUCUAUCGCCUAGUACACUUCUUUGCAAUCAAUGCGAUGCUGCUCUACCAGAUUUUGAAGCAUUUCGUGCUCAUUUGAAAGGUCAUCUUGAAGAAGGUGGUGAACUAGGUCGGUCCAGCCCAGCUCCUUGCGUUCACUGUGGAGCUACCUUCGCAGACGCUGCAGCCUCUGAGCGCCACCUCACAGCACAUUAUCUGGCAGUAUCCUGCGAGUACACUUGUCAUAGUUGCGCUCGGAGUUUUUCUGCGCCUGAUGAUCUACAGAAACAUCUCCUCGAACUGCACGCGCACCACCUCUACAGAUGCGCUCUUUGCAAGGAGAUUUUCGAUUCGAAAGUUGCGAUUCAGGUACACUUUGCCGUGGCACAUAGUGGGGAAAACAAAGUUUGGGUUUGCCGGUCUUGCGGCGCGGGCGCAGGUGCACUGCGCUCGGAGGCAGAGGGCGCGGCGCACGUGCGCACUCGCCACGCCGCCGCGGCUCCGCGCUGCGCGUGCGGCGCCUUGCUCGGCAGUGGAGUGGCGUCCAGAACGCCAAGACCGCAUCGGGCUUAUCGCUGCCCUGUGCCCGCCUGCAAUGACGCUUUUGCCGUACAGUAUCUGCUUGAAAGACACAUGCAGGCACAUCAUGCAAUGCAGCAGCAGGUCCUAAAUGGAGAAAUGACUAGGACAAAAAGAAUGGACAGCAACAACGACGGCGAGGCGGGUGAUGACGCCCGAUCGCCUUGCACUCCUGGGACGGACAACAGCGGUGUGACUACAGCGGUGGUGGCAGCAAGUGAGGAGCGACGCCGCAAGAACGGUGCCGUGGCGCUGCAGUGCGCCUACUGCGGCGAGCGCACGCGCAGCCGCGCCGAGCUCGAGGCGCACACGCGCGCGCACUCCGGCGCCGCCGCCGCCAGGCACAAGUGUCUCAUCUGCGACGAAGUGCUGCCUUCUGCUGCCGUGCUCGCUGAGCACAAACUUACGCAUUGCAAGGUGGUAUCUGGCGACACAUGUUCUCGUUGUCGUGCUCGGCUGCUAUCCGAAGAAUCGUUCCUGAGUCACAUGGCGCGGCACCACCCAGCACUGCCGGCACCCUGUGUGGUUUGCCGACAGACGCUAGCAUCAGAAGCCGAGGCACGACUGCAUGCGAGGUUCCACCUGAGGCCAGGAGAGGAUGAACAGAGGUGUGCGAUUUGUCUUCGAGCGCUACCGGAGGGCGAGGCAGGCGAAGGAGCCCGCGCAUGCUCGGCUUGCUAUGCGCGUCACGCCGCCCCUCGCCCCCCACCACCCGCGGAUCAUGACUGCCGUCUGUGCCGAAGAGCACUCGGCUCCCCAACACGACUACAAGCGCAUCUAAUUGAACACACCUUUGCUGGCAUCGGCGCGUUCACCUGCUACCUAUGUUCGGCCGUGUUUACAAGCGCGGCAGGAUUGCAGCGCCAUUUACCCGAGCAUUCCUCCGCACCGCGACCUUACGAUUGUGCUCGCUGUGGACUCAAGUUCUUCUUCCGAGCAGAGCUAGAUAAUCAUGCGUUCGUUCAUCUUGAAGAGGCUGAAAUAGCUCAGCGAGCAUUUUAUGAAGCGUACGCCCGAGGCGCUGCUACUGCGUGGGCAGCUUUGGCACCACCGGAGCCUCGAACGACUCCGCCGCAAGCUGAGGUCAAGCGAGAACCGGAGAUAAAAGAGGAGCGAGGCACGGACGAGUAUAUUGAGGUGUCAUCACCUCCUCCCGCGCCUCCGCCGCCCGCACCCCCUGCACCGCCGUCGCCCGCACCCGUAGUGAAGCAAGAGAAACCCGACGAGGAGUAACUCGGAGCUGCCUCGAUUCGCAGUGAAUGUGUCGUCCCUGACGCGGGCAUGGAUCCCGCUGCAAUACUAGAUUACGUCCGUACGAGCUAUUUUUAAGUGUUUAGUUUCGUUAAAUGUUAGUCGUUAAAGUUUUGCGUUCAGAACGCUGUAAUUCCUGUAAGUAGUCCGUAGGUACCUAUCGUUUAUGUUGGCUAGGAGUAUGUUUUAUAAUGUUUACAUGGCUAUUUGUAUAAACUGUUAACUUAAUAUAUUGUGUUAAGCUUCAA
This is a messenger RNA of Helicoverpa armigera (cotton bollworm), 3499 nucleotides long. RefSeq names its product Lobe (gene L). NCBI's taxonomy places the organism in Eukaryota, Metazoa, Arthropoda, Insecta, Lepidoptera, Noctuidae. Bases 483 to 3233 code for a protein of 916 amino acids. The record is from RefSeq and is a predicted model, not a curated record. The transcript is spliced from 8 exons.